CAAUAAGUUUGUUGCCGGGAAAUCAUAUGUGCUUGGGUGUGGCUUGGCUGCUGUUCCUAACUGUCCUUACUCAUUGAGCAAACGAGAGCAGGGCAUCAAUUUGUCCUGUGCAAAACCCCUCCCUGUAACACGAGUCCAACCCAACUUGGUGUGUCUGCGUUUUGCUGGCAUCAAAGGCCACACUGCUGCGAGCGACUGCUACAAGCCUGACUCGUUACGUCAUGCCGUACCAAAAAGGGAACAGCUGAGGAGCUGCUCUGCGGGGUCUUGCCAGUUCCAAUCUUCUGGGCAGCGGCUGUGUGAAUUCCUGUUUGACUGAAUUAAUCGACCAGACGCCAUGGCAGGUAAAGGAAAGGGUUCCAAGUACAGAGGGACAGUGGUGGACUUCCCAGACUUCAACCCUUCCAGUGAUGCAGAGGCUCUGUACAAUGCCAUGAAGGGAUUAGGCAGUGACAAGGAUACCAUUCUAGAGCUCAUCACCUCCAGAAGCAAUGCUCAGAGACAGGAGAUCUGUGCAGCGUACAAAUCCCAGUAUGGGAAGGAUCUGAUUGGAGACCUGAAGUACGAACUGACUGGAAAGUUUGAGCGCCUGAUCGUCGGACUGAUGAGACCGACUGCCUAUCACGACGCCAAAGAAAUCAAAGAUGCCAUCAAGGGUAUCGGGACAGAUGAGCAGUGUCUAAUUGAAAUCCUGGCUUCCAGGAACAACAAGCAGAUUCAUAACCUGGUGAAUGCAUAUAAAGAUGCAUAUGGUAGAGACCUGGAGGCAGAUAUUGUGUCAGACACCUCCGGCCAUUUCAAGAAGAUGUUAGUGGUUUUACUUCAGGGCACACGUGAGGAGGAUGACGUUGUGAGUGAAGAACUCGUGGAGCAGGAUGCCCAGGACCUGUUCAAUGCUGGUGAGAUGCAGUGGGGCACAGAUGAGGCCAAGUUCAUAACUAUCCUGGGAAACAGGAGUGUCACUCACCUCCAGCUGGUAUUUGAUGAGUACCAAAAGAUUGCAAAUAAGGAAAUAGAGGACAGCAUCAGGGGGGAGCUGUCAGGGGACUUCGAGAAGCUGAUGCUGGCAGUGGUGCAGUGCAUCAGGAGCGUUCCCAUGUAUUUUGCAAAGCGGCUCUUCAAAGCAAUGAAGGGCCUGGGCACUGCUGAUAACACCCUGAUCCGCAUCAUGGUCUCCCGCGCGGAAAUCGACAUGCUUGAUAUCCGAGAGUUCUUCAGGUUGAGUUAUGAGAAAUCCCUUUAUAACAUGAUCAAGGACGACACCUCUGGCGAGUACAAGAAGUGUUUGCUGAAACUCUGCGGAGGAGAUGAUGACCUUGCCGGCGAGUUCUUCCCUGAAGCAGCGCAGCUAGCCUACAAGAUGUGGGAAGUUAGCUCCAUGACCCGUGUGGAGUUCAGGGGAACGGUUCAGCCGGCUGCAAACUUCAACCCAGACAGCGACGCUCAGGCCCUGCGGAAAGCCAUGAAGGGAUUCGGCACUGACGAAGACACCAUUAUAGACAUAGUCACCCACAGGAGCAACGCACAGAGACAGGAGAUUCUACAGAAAUACAAAUCCCUUUUGGGCAGGAACUUGAUGGCUGACCUUAAAUCCGAACUGUCGGGAAGUAUAUGCAGGCUGAUCCUGGGGCUGAUGAUGACUCCGGCUCAGUUCGAUGCCAAAAUGAUGAGGAAAGCCAUGGAGGGCGCUGGCACAGAUGAGAAGGCCUUGAUUGAGAUUUUAACUACGAGGAGCAACCAGGAGAUCCUGGCUAUGAACAAGGCUUACAAGGAGGCCUACCACAAGAGCCUGGAGGACUCCAUCAUCUCAGACACCUCGGGUCAUUUCUGCAGUGUGCUGGUCUCACUGGUGCAGGGUAGUCGAGAGGAGGGGCCCGCUGAUCUUGCAAGAGUCCAGGAGGAUGCCAAGGAACUGGGCAAUGCAGUCAACGAUGAGUCCACUUCAAUGGAAACCAAGUUCCUGAGUAUCCUGUGUACCAGGAGCUACCCUCACCUUCGCAAAGUGUUCCAGGAGUUUGUAACUUGCACCAACAAGGAUGUGGAGCAGGUCAUCAGGAAGCAGAUAUCAGGCGAUCUAAAGACAACUCUCAUUGCUAUCGUCCGAAGCAUUAAGAACAAGCCUUCCUACUUUGCUGACCGACUCUACAAGUCUAUGAAGGGACUAGGCACUGACGACCGCACCCUCAUCAGAAUCAUGGUAUCCCGGAGCGAGAUCGACCUGUUCAACAUCCGACGAGAAUACAAAGAGCUGCAUGAUGUGUCCCUGCACGAGAGCAUCAAGGGCGAUACGUCAGGUGACUAUCGCAAGGCCUUGCUGACUCUUUGCGGUGGAGAAGAUUAAAACCAAGAGGCCAGAACCCUUUGAUAACAUAGAAUAUCAUUAGAGUUGUGCACCAUUUCCCAUUUACUUUACAGUAAACCAUGAAGGAACUGAAAGAUGCACCGACAAGCUGUGUACCUGGGAAUUCUCAGUAAAAUCACCUUAGAGUUUAUACAUAUUUUGUGUCUAAGGAAAUCUGUAAUUUACAAUUUUCAGGAUAAUAAUAAUAAUAAUAAUAAUAAUAAUAAUAAUAAUAAUAAUAAUAAUAAUAAUAAUAAUAAUAAUAAUAAAUUCGAUUUUUAUGUUAAUCUAUAAAGAUACAAAUGAGAUAAACUUAUUUUAGAUAAACCUUAUUAUGGCUCUUUACUAGCUUCAGUGCUUUGCCAAAAAACAACAACAUGCUGCCUCUGUGUGCUAGAUACCAGCUAGUUUUCUGUACCUCAAAGUGAAAUGCAUGUGAAAAAGGGAGACCUUAUUUUUUUUUAUUGAAAUCUAUACCUUGGUGCAAUGCUGUCAAGUUUAAAGACAAGCUUCCUGUGGCUGUAAUACAAUAUUAAUGAUUACUGUGAACAUUUUCACAUUUCUGUUAUUUCACAGAAACCUCAGCUGGUAAUGUGCAAUUUUAAGUGUUCAAAUAAAUGGUGAAAAUAAA
Molecule: messenger RNA, 2972 nt
Organism: Polyodon spathula (Mississippi paddlefish)
Lineage: Eukaryota; Metazoa; Chordata; Actinopteri; Acipenseriformes; Polyodontidae
Product: annexin A6-like
Exons: 25
Coding region: 338-2341 (667 amino acids)
Biological process (GO): plasma membrane repair; neural crest cell migration; growth plate cartilage chondrocyte differentiation
Cellular component (GO): focal adhesion; cytoplasm
Molecular function (GO): calcium ion binding; GTP binding; ligand-gated monoatomic ion channel activity
Source: RefSeq, a predicted model, not a curated record